GAGCGGAGCUGGAUUGUGCGCAGCGGCGCAGUCAAACGCGCUGUGUGUUUCUCUGUCUCUCUCUCAGCCUCUACUCUGGGGAUACUGAGCUCCUUCCUGCAGCAUGGGUGCACAUGACAAGCGCUACCGUCUGUACAAUAACCUGAUCUUUUCAUAAGCAGUGGAAUUUGCGUCUCUUCUGCCACUUUGGAUGGCAUCUUGAGCGAGGAGGAGCCCCUGUGUGUGUGUAUGUGUGUGUGUGUGAGAGAGAGAGAGAGAGCAGAGCUUUUCAUCCUCCCAGUGCUUGGGUUUAUUUCUUUAGCUAGCUAAGGGAAUGAGAAAGCGCAGGUGUGCAGAAGGGUGAGUUUGAAGCUGCAUUUUGCUUUUGGGGAAAAAAAUAAAAUUAAAUUAAAAAACAACCCCCCCCCCCCCCCCCAAAAAAAAAAAACAAAACCCUGAGAUCAGAGAGAGAGAGAGAGAGAGACUUAGUGUAAUAAGAAGGACUGACUAAUAAAGUCGUGAAAUCAAAAGAAUAAGAAGGAACACUGCAAGCUGUGACAAGGGCCAGAGAGCAACAUCUGGAACAGCACCAACAUCUCCACAUCGCCACAUCUCACUGGAUCCUACGAGAAAUAUCUCAGGAAACAAAAAUGUCAUCGCAAACGAAAUACAAGAAGGACAAGGAGAUCAUUGGGGAAUAUGAAACACAAGUUAAAGAGAUCCGUAAUCAGCUGGUGGAGCAGUUUAAGUGUCUGGAGCAGCAGUCAGAAUCUCGGAUCCAGCUGCUGCAGGACCUGCAGGAGUUUUUCCGCCGCAAAGCCGAGAUUCAGCUGGAGUAUUCACGUAGCCUGGAGAAACUAGCUGAGAGGUUCUCAUCGAAGAUUCGCUCCUCCAGAGAACACCAGCAGUUCAAGAAAGACCAGCACCUCCUGUCUUCAGUCAACUGCUGGUACCUGGUUUUAAAUCAGACUCGCAGAGAAAGCCGAGACCAUGCCACACUCAAUGACAUCUACAUCAACAAUGUCAUCGUUCGCCUGGCGCAGAUCAGCGAGGAUGUCAUUCGCCUCUUUAAAAAGAGUAAAGAAAUUGGCAUUCAGAUGCAUGAGGAGUUGGUGAAAGUGACAAAUGAGCUGUACACGGUGAUGAAGACCUACCACAUGUACCACACAGAGAGCAUCAGCGCCGAGAGCAAGCUGAAGGACGCUGAGAAGCAGGAGGAGAAACAGUACAGCAAGUCCGGAGACCUGAACGUCAAUCUCCUGCGGCAUGAGGAGCGUGCCCAGCGCCGCAGCUCCGUCAGGAAGAUCGAGAAGAUGAAGGAGAAGAGACAAGCCAAGUAUUCAGAAAACAAGCUGAAAUGCACGAAAGCUCGCAACGACUAUUUAUUGAAUUUGGCAGCCACCAACGCCGUAGUGGCAAAAUAUUACAUUCACGAUGUCUCCGACAUGAUUGACUGCUGUGAUCUUGGUUAUCAUGCUAGCCUGGCACGCACGUUUAGGACUUAUCUCUCUGCGGAGUACAACCUGGAGACUUCUCGCCACGAAGGCCUGGACCUGAUUGAGAGCGCCGUGGACAACCUGGACUCCCGCAGUGACAAGCACAAGAUCAUGGACAUGUACAACCAGGUGUUCUGUCCUCCCAUGCGCUUCGAGUAUCUGCCUCACAUGGGAGAUGAGGUGUGCCAGGUGAGCGCUCAGCAGCCAGUCCAGACCGAGCUCCUGAUGCGCUACCAUCAGCUGCAGUCCCGCCUGGCUACACUAAAGAUCGAGAACGAGGAGGUGCGCAAGACCCUGGAUGCAACAAUGCAGACGCUUCAGGACAUGCUGACCGUGGAGGACUUUGACGUAUCUGAUGCCUUCCAGCACAGCCGAUCCACAGAGUCCAUUAAAUCAGUGGCAUCUGAAGGCUACAUGAGCAAACUGAACAUCGCAAAGAGACGCUCCAACCAGCAGGAGACCGAGCUCUUCUACUUCACAAAAUUUAAAGAGUAUCUGAACGGAAGCAACCUCAUCAUUAAACUGCAGGCCAAGCACGACCUCCUGAAGCAGACGUUGGGGGAAGGAGAAAGGGCUGAGUGUGGAACAACAAGACCCCCUACCCUACCCCCGAAACCACAGAAACUACGGAAACCCCGGCCACGCUCCAUCUAUAAUCAUAAGCUGUUUAAUGGAAAUAUGGAGACCUUCAUUAAGGAUUCAGGUCAGCCCAUUCCUCUUGUGGUGGAAAGCUGCAUUCGAUACAUCAAUCUAUACGGUCUGCAACAGCAAGGCAUAUUCCGAGUUCCUGGAUCUCAGGUGGAAGUCAACGACAUUAAAAAUUCAUUUGAGAGAGGUGAAGACCCGCUUAUCGACGAUCAGAGUGAUCAUGACAUAAACUCAGUGGCAGGGGUUCUGAAGCUGUACUUCAGAGGCUUGGAGAACCCACUCUUCCCUAAGGAGCGCUUCCUGGAUUUCAUCUCCACCAUUAAGCUGGAGUCAUCUGCUGAAAGAGUCCAUCACCUUCAGCAGAUCAUAGUCACUCUUCCACGUACCAUCAUCAUCGUCAUGAGAUACCUGUUUGCGUUCCUCAAUCAUCUGUCACAGUACAGCGAUGAGAACAUGAUGGAUCCCUACAACCUGGCCAUCUGCUUCGGCCCCACCCUGAUGCCCAUCCCGGAUGGCCAGGACCCUGUGGCCUGUCAGGCCCACGUCAACGAAGUCAUCAAGACCAUCAUCAUCCACAGUGAGGUCAUCUUCCCAAGUCACCGGGAACUUGAGGGCCCUGUAUAUGAGAAGUGCAUGACUGGAGGAGAGGAGUACUGUGAUAGCCCGCACAGUGAACCCGGCACCAUUGAUGAGGCGGACAAUGGAACUGAGCCACACACCAGUGAUGACGAGGUGGAGCAGAUAGAAGCAAUCGCUAAAUUUGACUACGUAGGGCGCACACCACGAGAGCUCUCCUUUAAGAAGGGAGCAUCGUUGCUGCUCUACCACAGAGCGUCAGAGGACUGGUGGGAAGGCAGACACAAUGGCGUGGACGGUCUCAUCCCUCAUCAGUACAUCGUAGUGCAGGACCUGGACGACGCCUUUUCUGAUAAUCUAAGCCAGAAGGCGGACAGUGAGGCGAGCAGUGGGCCUCUGCUAGAUGACAAAGCCUCGUCCAAAAAUGACAUCCAUUCACCGUGUGAGACAGCACCUGAGUAUAAUUUCAGUGCCGUGAUGGGCAGGGUGCGUUUGCGUUCGGAUGGUGCGGCUAUCCCACGACGCCGCAGCGCUACUGAUGGCCACAGUCCUCCACGUGGUCCUGACACACCUCCUCGCGCAGCCGCGUGUCCUAGCAGCCCACACAAAGCCAUGCUGAGCAGCAGGAGCCGCGUGGAGAGUCCUGAUAAGAGACGCCUGGGCACAUUUGGCAGCGCUGGCACGAUAAACUACCCUGAGAGAAAGGUGUAUGGAGAGGGCCAUCCACUGAGACCGAGCACUGGCACACGCCACAGCAGCUUGGGAGACCAUAAGAGCCUGGAGGCUGAGGCCUUAGCUGAGGAUAUAGAGAAGACGAUGAACACGGCUCUGCAUGAGCUACGUGAGCUUGAACGUCAGAACACAGCCAAGCAAGCCCCGGACGUGGUGCUGGACACACUGGAGCCAAUGAAAAACCCUGUAAGCUCGGAGCCGGCCAGUCCCUCACACACCAUCGCCAUCCGUGACCCCGAGGCGGCUCUGAGACGUGGAAGCAGCUCCUCCUCCAGUGCUACUGAGACCAUGAUGAUGAGCACGUUCAAACCAGCAUUGUGUGCCAGGCUGCCCAGUGCCCAGCUGCGACCUCCGGCUAUGAGGCCCACACGCCCCGUGCCCUCCCAACAGCAGCGCUCCAGCAGCUCUGGCUCGUCUGGAAUGGGCAGCCCUGCCAUCACUCCCACUGACAAGAGCUUUCCCAGUAGCCCCUCAUCUAACACAGCCGACAAACACGGAGGCAGCAUGUAGCUCCACCAGGAGUCAGGGUCACGGUUGGCUCUCCAAUUUGUAAUUCAGUCAGCCUUAUGAAGACCAAAUUGAAAGGAGAAAUGUUUCACAAUAUUUUUUUUUUUAUUUCAGCUAUAGAAUUUUGAAAUUCAGAAUGAGCUUCAGAACACUCCAGAAGUGAGCCAUGGUUACUAUGGCAACGAAGCACAGCAAGUCAUGAAGUUUACUUUUAUAGCACUCAGUUGGUAAAACAUAAGGUAUAAAAACAUAUUGGAAAAUAAGAACAGAUGUGUACCACAUACAGUAGGGUCUAAAAGAGUCCACUACUAAAAACUGAUUUUAUUUGUGUUAGUUAGAAUAAAUUUUUUUCGAUUACAUUUCUCAAACAAGAUUAUAAAGAAAGAAACUUUGCAAUUUACUGAAAACUAAAGCUAUGAUAAUGCAUAACUCUGAGGGCCAUAAUAAUUAAAUCAAUAUCAAGUGUAGAUGUAAAAAGUAUGUUAAUAAUAUGUGUUACCAUUUAAUUGAAAUAUAUGGCAUCAUAACGUCUUAAAAAUGAAACAAAUGGCAUGCAAACUGGAUAAUCAGUUAUAUUUCAGUUUAAUAUGAUGAACUUCCAAAUUAAAAAAAAAAUAAGAAAAGAAAAAACUUCCAAAUUAAAAAAAAAAAUGUAUUCUCGAGUAAUACAUAUUAACGAAGUGGAUUUUUGUAUUUGAUUUUAAUAGGUGGAGCAAAUACUAACAAUUUAGAAGUGGAGUCUGAGUUUUGGACCCUACAGUAUAUAUUAGUAUAUAAUAGAGGUGUGUGUGUGUGUGUGUGUGUGUGUGUGUGUGUGUAUAUGGACAUAAGUGUUUUUUCCUAGGAAAUAUACCACUCAUAUUGUUCAUGCAUGCUACAUCAGGGACAUGGAGAACCAAAACCAUGACAUAAAUCUCUCUAUGUCACUCGUGAUAAAAUUGAUGAACUGUUGUGAAUGUGUCAAUAUGAUAAAAAGAAAAUCGCACGUUGGCUUGAAGAUCUGAAGUUCAGUAUCAUGCUAGCUGAAUGCGAUAUAUCUGAUAGACCACGAAAAAAGGCAUUAUUAUUAUUGUUAUUAUUAUACACUCUCUUCAUAUCAGCAUUCUCGAAGGCCAACACUAGCUUACCCGCAAGUCAGCACGGUCAACGUAGCAAUGAAGUCACCUUCCAGCCGCUGUAGCGUUCAUUAGUAGCACAGGCUAACGACUGAGAAACUAAGAUUUCUGUCUCUAGACUCUUCUUCCACGCACGCUCACCGCAGCAUUUUUCACUUGUACUAGAGAAUUCAUUUCCCUGUGUAAUUUACUUCGUUACUUUUAAAAUCAACAUCGACAACUACACACAACAUAGCAACCUGGCAGCCAAAAUUCUCUCUAAAUCUUCCAUAUUUAACAAAGCAAACCCGGUGGCCAUGUUUGUUUACAAAUUGUCACAGUCGCUCGCUAGCACAGAAGUUUUACAUCUCUGACGUGUCUCUUUUCCCGUUUUUCGAUGUCCGUUGGUAGGCUUUUCUCUUGUAAAUAUGUGUGAAGAAUAUAUAAUGAAGUUCUGGUAGCCUUUCAGGUGUUCAACACGUCUUUCUCUUUCCCGGCAAACAAAGAAAUGCUUCUGCGCAGCAGAAAAGUUUUGUCAUUGGAUAUUCGCAUCAGCGCCGGCGUGUGACGUCGUGUUUGUCUUGACAACCAUGCAAUAUCGUAAGCCAUAUUCAACGCUCAUUCUCCAUUGGGUAGAGUGACGUAAUACACGUAGGAUAAGUGAUAUGAUAACAAUAUUGCAUGCUGUUAAAGCAAACGAAUGGAACCUACUAGAGAGGAAUAGAAGACAUGUUUUAUUCCAUCGAGAAAGUGUCCUGUAUGUAUAAUAAUUUCCAAUAUUUCAGUCCGAUGAUGUCACUCCCAGUGUUUUCCCACUGACUAGACGCGCGUUGUCAAAAUGGCGAACCGAUUCAGAAUUAUAAUUCUUUUGAUUAACUUGCCUAUUUUUUUUGUGUGGAUGUGUCCAUAAAGAACAUUCUACAGUGGCGCGAAGAUAUGAAGUUUAUCUUCUCCUGUUGAAAAUAUUUUCACUUGUUCGCUUCACUCACUCGUGAUAUAAAUAUUCACCACUUGAAGAUAAACUUCAUAUCUUCGCGCAACUGUGUAAUAUUAUAUACACACAUGUAUACACACACACACACACACACAAACGUAUAUCACUAUUUAUAUGUGUAUUUAAAUAUUGAUUGAUUAUAUAAACAUCUUAAUCAGAAAUAUUAAUGGUAAGUCACCCUCUUAGGCCAGUCAUACACAGUAGAGCAAUACUAAAGGAAAUUGCUGUUUGUUUCUCUCCGCACUGCUCGGCCAGAGGUGUUACUGAGGGGAUGGCGUUCUCUCUCAGGGGAGGGCCCAUAUAGCCCCUCCCCUAAAACCUGACUGUCACUCAAAGCAGCCUGUGACAUCAAGACGGCCCACACGGGUUGUUGUAAAUAGAGAUAUACUGUACUUGAAAUGUUAAUGCCUUUUGUUUUGUAGUAUAAGAGAUGUUCAGUUAAGUAACAACAUAGCCAAGCUGUAAACAUGUAUGAGAUGCAGAAACUGAAACCAAUAUCCAUUAUCAACUAAUUAUAAGAAACCUGUGGUAAAGAUAUAGUUUACUUUGUAUAUAAUUUUUAAGUAGUUUUUUUUUUUAAAUGUCAAACGUAUAUUUGGGGACAGAACAGGCAAGAAUAGCUGGCAUUUCACAAAAACCAGUCGCAACUAGCAAACAAAGAUUGUAUUCAUAACUAUGGGUACUUUGUGUUUGCUGUCUGAGCCAUUAAUUCUAAAUAUAUUCCACUUUAUUCUGUCUGCAUCAAAAAAAGCAUUUCUGAAACUCAUAAAUAUUAAACACACUUGGACCAAGCCAGUUAUUCCUAUUUAAGCAAUCCCAUCUUUUCAUGAGGAGCCUUCAGGUUCUUUGGGUGCACUUUUAUUAAAUGGUCCCUCAACAGGAUAUUUAAGGGUGCUUAGCUUCCUAAAAGGGUACUACUUCGAAACUCCUGUGACAGGGAAACCCUCUCUUGUUCAUACCAGGACAAUGAAGAACUCCUAAUCUUUUUUUUUUUUUUAAACUACACUCAUAAGGUGUAACUGUUGGUUUUCUUGAAUAACAGCUUAGUUCAGGAAACUGUUUCCACCUAAGAAUUAUAGUCAUCUUGAACAUAUCCAACAAAGACAUAUAUAAAUAUAGCUGUACCUUACAGGGACAAUGCGUAACCAUAUUUUCUCAGUGUUUGUAGUUGGUGCUGUAGCCUAUUGAUACGAGUGUUUAUAGAAAAAAUACAUCUAGGACGUGUGGGGGAAAAAGGUGACUCAAACAGAAAAAAACAUUUUGUACAACAUCUAGUUGAUAUAUUAAACUCUUACUCCUGUCGCAAACCUACGAACCACAUCUGGAUACAUUUGUAGACAUAUUGUAUAACUGUACACAUACAUACCCAGUUAAUCCUCAAUAACAUCAAUGUGUUCUUAUUUAUAUCAUUAUUAAUGUGAGUUGUUGUUUUCCCAAGACCGUGAAGGGCUUGAGUAUGCUAUAUUUCUCAGAUAUGGGGUUAUAUAGAGAUAUGGAGAGCCUUGGUAAUCCGAGAUUGAUAAUUCCCACCUCAGUACAAAGCAGAUCCUGCAGGGAACGUCUCACUUGCCCUCAUUGUGUCACAUCAAUUCCGGUUCAUCUUCAGCUGGUUUCCAGUUCUCCUCCUGCUCAGUGCACUUGGAGGAGGAAUUCUUACUCAGGCACAACGAUUGCCCGACUGAACCAGUCAUCCGCUUCAGUCAGUCUCUAAUCUCAUCUUCACUGCAGAUAAUCAAACAUCCAUGUUUUUUGCCUUCUUAUUUGCCGACUCUUGCCUGUUCUGCUCUAAUUGUCUAAUUGUAAAUGCUUGUAUAGUUGCAAGAAAAAUUCUGCUGGGAAAAAAAAAAGUACUGUUUCUGCACACUUUGCUUGGUUUGCAAUGUGAUGAUGUUUAGAGAGUGGAGCCCUUGUCUUAAUGUAUCAAGAGCACAGACAUCUUUAUCUGUCUCGUUAUUUAGGCUUUUGGUUCAAACAUGCACAGGCAUCUGUGUCUGAGUCUUAGCCCUGAUCAAUGCGCCAUUCUUUUAUGUUGCGUUACAGUGACUCGGCCCUUAUCUUACUGUCAACAUUUUAUACCCGGUUGUGUUGUCAAUCAGUAAUUAGUGGACACUCGCUAAUUACUGCUCGGCUAGCUCGGCCUCACCUUCUGCAUGGACUUUCAUUGCGCAUGUGAGAGUGACAGAUGUGCAUGUGCUUCUCUGAGACAAUGCAGUUGUGCCUUUCUCAGAUCUCCCACACAGUCCUUUAAAAGGAGACAAGGAGGGUUGUUCAUCAAUACUAACAUUGCGUUACUGUGACACUUCACACACUGAUUCAAACAUAUGAAAUAUGAUGUCAGGCCAGAUGAAGUGUUUUCCAGUUAAACAGUUGCACUGUGGCUGUUUUAAGGUUUCUGUGCCUUGAGGCGUGCCUCUGUAAGAAAGCGCUACUCACAAGAAAAACACGUGCCCCCUAACAAAACUGUUCUAAAUUAUACCUUUCCUUGACACUAGGAUGUUACAUUCAAGUGUGGUGCAUCUUUUGUACUUUUCUUUUGUCCCUAAUAUCUGGGAAGUUGCAUGUAGUGUACCUUUAAAGAUGUAUUCUCAAACUUACAAUGCAAUAGGGAUUUUUAAGCUUCAAUAAGCUUCAAGUAUGUGCAUAAAUGUACCAGUCAAAAGUUUGGACACCUUCUAAUUCAGUGUUUUUUCUUUAUUUUUAUUCAUUCAUAGUUAAGACCCUUCAUGUCUUCAAGUAAUGAUGGACUCUCAUUUCUUUUUACUUAGUUGAGCGGUUCAUGACAUAAUAUGGAUUACUACAGUUGUGGAAUAGGGCUAUUUACUGUAUUUCUAUUAUUUACUAUUUACUGUUUGAUCUCCGAUGCAUUAAGAAGGCAAGAACUUGCACUAAUUAACUUUUGAUGAGGCAUGGCUGUUAAUUGAAAAGCAUUCCAGGUGACUACCUCAUGAAGCUGGCUAAGGUAAUGCCAAUAGUGUGCAAAGCGUCAUCAAGAUAAACGAUGGCGACGUUGAAGAAUCUAAAAUAUGAAACGUUUUGGAGUUUUUUAACACUUUUUUUUUGUUUACCACAUAAUUCCUUAUAUGUUCCAUAUGUUAUUUCGUAGUUUGAUGUCUUCAGUAUUGUUCUACAAUGUUGCAAAAAAUUAGUCAAAAUACAGAAAAAUCUAUGAAUGAGUAGGGGUGUCUAAACUUUUGACUGGUACUGUAAAUAUAAAUAAAAGGAUGCUGUGGUGGUACAGUUUGUAUAGUUGCUGUCUCACAGAUCCAGAAUCCCUUGUCCAUGAGCUCGGGUUACUCUCUGUGUGGAGUUGUGCAUGUUUAUCCCGUGUUGCCGUAGGUUUCAUCUGGGUUCUCCAGUUUUCUCCCACCUCCAGAAAUCAUGCAUGAAGGUCGACUGGUUAUGCUAAAUUGCCUCUAGAUGUGACUAAGUGUAUGAAUGUGUGUGGCCAUGUCGCCCUGUGAAGGACUGGCAUCCCAUCCAUGCUUCAUUUCUCCUUCUUCUUCUUCUUCUUCUUCUUUCAGCUCCUCCCAUUAGGGGUCACCACAGCAGAUCUGUUCCGCAUAUUUGAUUUGGCAUAGGUUUUACACCGGAUGCCCUUCCUGACGCAACCCUCCCCAAUCUAUCCGGGCUUGGGACCUGCGCUAAGUAUGCACUGUCUUGUACAACCCCAGUGGCUGGGUAUUUUAUCUAAUCUGCAUGUCUUUGAACUGUGGGGGAAACUGGAACACCUGGAGGAAACCCAUGCUUCAUGCCUAGCUUCUGGAUAAUAAUACAGGUACAAAAGAUGUAGUCUUGAGGAUCUCUGUUCCAGUGAGGAAAGGUAUGGUUUAGUAUUGUUAUAUGAUGUUGUGGUGCUCUCAUGAGUAGUCAUUCAUCAGCUCCAGUUCCACCCUGACUGGUGAGUCCUCUGGUGUCUUUGUUUGGAAAGCCCGGACACUGUGUCUUUGGUCCUGCAGCAGGCCCUGCACUGCCCUCUGGAGGCCGGAAAGAGUUUCCUCUGUGCUCUUCAUCUCCCUCUACUGGAAAAUGCUGGAUUUAUGUGUUUAAUCAGAGCGCUGUCACAUGUGGAAUAAUGCAAUUUCUUUGUGCAGAAUAGAACAUUAAAUUAAAAUUAGCACUAAACAGUUGUGGAUCAUUACACUUAAUCACGCAAUGUAUCAUGUCUAAUGAAGAAAUGUAUACGGGCACACCGCCCUCCACCCUGACAUUCGUCAUAAUGUUAAUCGUUAAUGCUAAUCUGGUUGUUGAUGAUCUCAUCAAAAAACAUUGACCAUUAACAUUUACUCCAACUAUGAGCACAAACAGUACAUAUCCAAAUUGCCAUAAAGUAAACGACUGUAUGAUCUACAUGUAUACGUUAUGUGGCAAUUGUUUUUACUUACUUUUAACCAAUUUUGGAGCAUCAGUUUUAGUUGACUUGGAUAAACUGUUUUAAUUAUGAUCAAGGUUCUUGGAGUUUAUAUAUAAACUCAUUAUAAUUUGAACUGUCAGGGACAUCUGCUCAAAUCCUCAGCUAUCAGUAGACGGCUUGUAGCUCUGCACUGGAUUCUUUCAGAGUGCUUAUGAGUAGGAGCUGUUGAACUUGUUGCUAGAGAUUAAUGACAGAUGUAUGAAGGCUGCAGUCCAUAUCACACCAUACCGAGGUUUUAAUCAGCACCAUCUGUUUCUUACGUCUGUUCUAUAACUCCUGUCAUUCCCGUCUCCUCUCUGUAUGACCUGAGACUGUGCUGCACAAAAGCUUUGACUUUCUGCUCCUCGUAUAAUCCUUCUACCUAUCCUUUUAGCUAAUGCAUUGCAGUAUUUAAGGCCUAGUCAAAUCUUCUAUGGUACUUGCACGAUCACUGAGGCACUUGGUGCACUCCUGUCCAUUACAGACUGUAUGUGGAAGAUUUUUUUCCUCUCGGUUUACGAACGUAUGCUCUAAUGGGUAUAUAUUGUAUGUAUGCUUGAUUGUAUGUAUGCAAAGGUAACAGACUUCCUCCUUCUCUAGACUCAACAUUCAUAAAACCAAACUUGUGUCUGUCUAUACUAGUGGGUUGUGAAUAUUGACAUACUGUUUUUCGCCCUCCUAUUAACCCUUUUGUCUAAUGAUGCUGUUUGUUCAUGAGUGUUUGGAUGGUUGAUUCCUCCCUAUGAUGUAGGUUAAGUGUACACCAUGCCACUGUUUGGAUGUGAAGAAUUCUCAAGUCCAAAAUAAAAAGAAAUGACCUUUUUUUGACAUCUUA
This is a messenger RNA of Neoarius graeffei (lesser salmon catfish), 11251 nucleotides long. RefSeq names its product SLIT-ROBO Rho GTPase activating protein 3 (gene srgap3). Gene Ontology annotation, molecular function: protein binding. Gene Ontology annotation, biological process: negative regulation of cell migration; signal transduction. The record is from RefSeq and is a predicted model, not a curated record. NCBI's taxonomy places the organism in Eukaryota, Metazoa, Chordata, Actinopteri, Siluriformes, Ariidae. The transcript has 22 exons. The coding region runs from base 630 to 3941 and encodes 1103 amino acids. Gene Ontology annotation, cellular component: cytoplasm.